AUGUACACUCGCCGCCUUCACAAUUCCUUCUUGGCCUUUUCUCCUUGCCCUCUUAGAUAUUCCGAGUAAUUGUCCUUUCUUUCUCCCCCUAUCCUUCUACUUCUCGCUCUCUCGCCCUUUCUCUCGCUCCGCUUCCUUCCUCCGAUCUUUCUCCAGCAUCGCGCUCGCUAUCGCUCCUCCAUUUCCAAAAUAUCUCCCCUCUCUCUCCCCAUUCCCUAAUUGAUACGUCUCUUCGCCACAACUAUUCAUUGGCCAUCUGUGCCGCCUGUCCGGUGAAACAUCAGGAUGACGUCCUUAUCCGCAACGUCUACAUCCACAUCCACUUCCGUCUCAGUCGCACUCACUUCGGAUCCUACCCCGGGCCCCAAACCAGGCAUUCUGCAUUUCCAUCUACAACACCGCCUGCUCCCCCGCUACAAUCUCCGCACGAGAUAAUCUCCCGGCUGAAUGGGGAUCACGGGACCCAGAAGAAAUCGGGGGACCCACCAGAAUGCGACAACAAGUACAAACAUGUGUUUGUGGUGCAUUCGAUCCCCAGGACGUCCACGCUGUCUCAUGACUCUGCCGACACCCCUUCCUUCAUUGGAUUCCGCAAUUUGAUGGUUCUGGUUCUGAGUAGGCUUUUCCCGAGAUCCUUCGCCCGUCUGCAACCUUUUACGAGCGCAAUUGGGCUUACGAAUGAAUGCGAUGCGUGACUAGUUGUGGGUAACUUGCGGCUCGUGAUUGAGAAUUACGUGAAAUAUGGCGUGCUUGUGCACAUCUCUGGAGCCGAGUUCCGGAGAGAUGACUUGAAGAUGUUUUGUCUUCUCUACUGCUUGAUUCCCGCCCAUCUAUUUGUUGGUUUCCUGAUUGAGCUUAUUGCCGCAUACACCUCUCGCGGGGACCAGGCAAAGAACAAAAAGUCGGACAAUAGAAACCCAAAGCUGCAGAGCUACUGGCGGAUUAUUGCUCUGGCCCAUGUGGUUAACGCGACGCUGAGUCUCGGCGCCGCCAAUUGGGUGGUUUAUUACAGAAUCCAUCAUCCGUUGAUUGGGACUUUUUGUGAAUUUCACGCUGGUGGGUUGCUCUCCGCGCUGCGUCCACAUUUCCGGUAGUGGCGUUUUAAGAAGGCAUGGUCCGGACUGAUACUGUGAACAGUCAUUGUCUGGUUAAAGCAGCUAUCGUAUGCACUGACAAACCGUGACCUCCGGGACGCAUUUCUGGAGGGCGCUCCCACUCCAGGGAUCUACAAGAGCUGCCCAUAUCCUCAGAACAUUACGCUUCGUAAUCUUUGCUACUUCUGGUGGGCGCCGACACUUGUCUAUCAGCCGGUGUACCCGCGCUCGCCGACCUUCCGUUGGCCCUUCUUUCUCAAGCGUGUCGGGGAGACAAUCGCUCUGUCGAUCGCUAUCUGGUUCCUCAGUGCGCAGUACGCCGUACCGGUAUUGCAGAACAGCGUGGCAGCUAUGGGGAAGCUCGACGUGGCCGUGAUUUUGGAGCGCUUGAUGAAGCUGAGCACGAUCAGCCUAAUAAUCUGGUUGGCGGGUUUCUUUGCACUUUUCCAGAGUGGAUUGAACGCCCUGGCCGAAUUGUUACGAUUUGGUGAUCGGGAAUUUUAUACCGAGUAUGUCUCACUUCCGCAAACCCUUACUUGCUUGUUCCUUGCAUCGCGGCGGCAUGCAUAUAUAUUAACCCUGCUCCGCAAAAAUAUCUAGUUGGUGGAACUCCUGCUCGGUUGGCACGUAUUGGAAGGUACGCCUAUCACGUCUAUCGUUCGGAGGGGGAAAAUAAUAAUUUCGAGCUGACCUUUUUUUCUCAUCAGACGUGGAACAAACCCGUAAACCACUUUAUGCGUCGCCACAUCUAUACACCACUUCUCGGGCGUGGAUGGUCCAAUCAGAGCGCCAGCAUCAUUGUCUUCACCUUCAGCGCGAUACUCCAUGAAUUACUCGUUGGUGUGCCCACGCAUAACAUCAUUGGUGUCGCGUUCGCGGGGAUGAUUUUCCAGAUUCCACUUAUCGCAGUUACCGUUCCCUUGGAGAGAAUGAGGGGGCAGGGGAGUAUCAUUGGGAAUGCAAUUUUUUGGUAUGCUUUUUCACUCCCACUCCUUUCAAUUUACGUUCUUACGUGGACCCCGCGACUGACGAUGGCUGGUGAUAUCAUAUAGGAUUAGCUUUUGUCUGGUUGGGCAACCUUUUGCUGCGUUGAUUUAUUACUUUACCUGGCAGGCGAAGUUUGGGGAUGCUUCGAGGACAUUUAAACUUUAGCCAUGUCUUGUCCCGGGUCUUUUUUUUUGGGGGGGGGGGGGAUUUUCAUAUAUGUUACUGGGCGUUUGAGGGGAAAUUUCAUUUCACUUUUUCGUCUCUGUUUUGCUGUGUAUGUGGGGCUGAAUUGGAUUAGAGGGUUGUGUCAUCUAUUCCAUUUCCGCAUCAUGUCUGUAUGCGGGGGAAAGGGGGAGGCCUCAGUGCGAGUGCGAGUGUGUGGUCGGGAAGCGAGAAGCAUGAUCCGUGUAGUCUAGAUGAAACGGUGCCUUGAGAAGGAGCUGGUAUAGUAUCAUACAUGUACAGUAUCCUGUCGUGUAGUAGUGCAGUUACAACUGCAUUAGAAGAGAAGUACUCGUAAGGGGAGAAGUAGGGGAAGGAUAUCUCACGACUUUCACAAAAAAGAUCUCACCGCGUAGAAUUGACUGCCCUGCUUUCCUCGCUUUCUUGGGCUGUUCUACUGCACUGCACAUUGUUGGAGAUCUCUACCCCUCCCUCCCCCUCUCAUAUUCCUCCUCCACGCUGGGAAUGAACAACCAAUCCUCGAGAAAAGACUGCAAGUACUAGUACUGCACUUGUAUAACAGGCUAUAGUAUGACAGAACGGGAACAAGAAAGGAAGGAAGGAAACAGAAACGACAAACAUUCGAUUCCUCCCUCCGCAAUGCGCCACCCAAUUAAACCGCGAUAUGAUUGAUAUCAUAUCAGCGCCCGUCCUCCCGCCCAUGACCGACGACCUGACUGACUAUUCACAGGCUCAAACUACGAUGUUGCAAGAUUGUCAUGAAGGAGGGGGGGUGGUUGGUUUCGUGUUUGUUGUUGUACUGUACUGUUCUAGUAUCGUACUAGCACUGUACUUGUACUACUAUCUACAACGUGGUAUACACCGUGCGGGUGCUCGAGUACCGGAACUGUGCUAUGACACUAGAGUAUCCUCCUCCAACUGGCCCCGUUACAGUAUCUACUGUAUCGCUUGGAGCUCGGAAUCAACCUGGCUCCAUAACUAUCCCAUCUUGGAUCCAGAGUGCCUACCGUAUCGUACUGCACUGCUGUGCAAUUACGAGUGUGGCGCAAGUACUCAGUAUUGGGCGCAUGCACGCGCGGACCAUAGCUUAAGUCAAGUUCCGGUUGAUUUGAUCCAACCUGAUUUCCUAGUGUCUGAGGCAUUGACUGGUAGUGUGGUGUGUAUGGUUGAUUUGCGACAAGGUGGAUAU
Molecule: messenger RNA, 3453 nt
Organism: Tuber aestivum (summer truffle)
Lineage: Eukaryota; Fungi; Ascomycota; Pezizomycetes; Pezizales; Tuberaceae
Source: the annotation of a GenBank genome assembly